CCUUCUCGGGCACCCGUCCGGCGUUCGCGUGCGGCAACAUGGCGGCGGUCUCAAUGUCAGAGGCUCUGGGGCGAGCUCUGUCGGGGAGAAGGGCAGCGGCCGCGGUUGCGGUUGCCGUUUCCCGGGUUCCGACCAGGUCCUUGAGCACUUCCACAUGGAGGCUGGUGCCGGACCGAACUCGGGAGGCGCAGCUCAUCACAGUCGACGAAAAGUUGGACAUCACUACUCUGACCGGUGUUCCCGACGAGCACAUCAAAACGCGCAAAGUCAGGAUCUUUGUCCCCGCUCGCAACAACAUGCAGUCUGGCGUGAACAACACCAAGAAGUGGAAGAUGGAGUUCGACACCCGGGAGCGCUGGGAGAACCCUCUGAUGGGCUGGGCGUCCACGGCGGACCCCUUGUCCAACCUGGUUCUGACCUUCAGCACUAAAGAGGCUGCGGCGGCCUUCGCAGAGAAAAACGGAUGGAGCUAUGACAUUGAGGAGAGGAAGGUUCCGAAGCCCAAGUCCAAGUCUUAUGGCGCAAACUUCUCUUGGAACAAAAGAACAAGAGUAUCCACAAAAUAGACUGGCACCAACUCGAUCUCUGGGAAUCAAGUCAGCUGUGCUGUAUUUAUAGUUCACGUACAAUACAUCUCUUCGUCUCCUAAUAAAUCUGACCUUUCAACUGCA
Molecule: messenger RNA, 671 nt
Organism: Artibeus jamaicensis (Jamaican fruit-eating bat)
Lineage: Eukaryota; Metazoa; Chordata; Mammalia; Chiroptera; Phyllostomidae
Gene: NDUFS4
Product: NADH:ubiquinone oxidoreductase subunit S4
Exons: 5
Coding region: 39-566 (175 amino acids)
Biological process (GO): electron transport chain
Source: RefSeq, a predicted model, not a curated record